AUUAACAAUACUAGAGUCGCUUAUGAUGAAGAUUUUACUUGCCUGAAAACGAAUGAUGAGAAAUUUUUUAUUCAUUCAAAAAAGCUGGGAAUUCCUACGGAACCAUUAGAUUUGAAUGAAGUCGAAAAGAAAGUUUAUAUGAAAGAUUAUCUAUAUUUGUUAGUUUCUUUAUUUGAUUAUCCUUGGAUUUGGAAUGAUAAUCACUAUGCUAUUGAUUCUAAAUCAGAAAAUUAUAUAUUUGCAAAUGUAUCCGAUAAAUUAGAUUCAUCUGCGGAAGUAAAAACAAAUGAACAAUCAGAACCUUCUAAAAUAACUCCAAAACAAAAUUUAUCAAAUUGUCAAUUAGAUAAAGGUUCAAUUAUAUGGAAAAUUAAAAUUGAAGGAUUAGAUAAUCCGAAGUUUAAAACUCUGGAUAAAGAUACUAUAGAAUUUAUUGACGAGAUAUCAAAGGAGAAGUUUAAAACACUGGAUAAAGAUACUAUGGAAUUUAUUGACGAGAAAACAAAGGAGAAUAGGAAAACAAUUUACAAAACAUCAAUCAAAAAUUAUAUUAAAAAAUUCGAUCUUGAAUCGGAUGAAGCAUUAAUUGAAGAUUUUAUUAAACGGCUAAUUAUAAUUGAUAAAGAAUCAAAAAAAGAGAAAGAUUAUAAAGAAAAAAAAAUAAUUAAUUUAGAUAUUAAUGAACGGAUGACUAAACUUGAAGAAGAGACAAUUAAAUUUGAAGAGGAGGUUCAUAAAAAUUGGAAAAACAAAAUCGAAAAAUUAAUGAGGGAAUUUACAAUACGUAUGACUAAAAUUAAAAAAUUAGCGAAGGAUAACUUUCAAAUUAAUAUCGCAGAAAAUGAGUUGCGAGUUGAAAAAGAUUUGAUUCGUUUAUUUGGUGCAGAUAAAUAUUUAAGAGAUGCAAAGGUCAAAAAAAACAAAUAUAUCAAGAUAUUUGCUUUCAAAUCAUUAAAAAAUAAUGAUAUUUUUAUACUAACUGAAAUUGGCAUUUUUAUUUUCCAUUUAAUUGAUGAUAAUAAGAACUUAAUUUCUUUGAAUUAUUAUCAUAUACACUUGUAUGAAUCGGAUAUAUUUAUCGGAGACGAAAAUAGAACUAGUGAUUAUGAUGAAUUAAUUUAUGGAUGGAUGGCAUAU
Funneliformis geosporum is the source of this 1137-nucleotide messenger RNA. Lineage: Eukaryota; Fungi; Glomeromycota; Glomeromycetes; Glomerales; Glomeraceae. The record is from the annotation of a GenBank genome assembly.